Molecule: messenger RNA, 3610 nt
Organism: Micropterus dolomieu (smallmouth bass)
Lineage: Eukaryota; Metazoa; Chordata; Actinopteri; Centrarchiformes; Centrarchidae
Gene: fbln1
Product: fibulin 1
Exons: 15
Coding region: 166-2199 (677 amino acids)
Biological process (GO): extracellular matrix organization
Cellular component (GO): extracellular region
Molecular function (GO): peptidase activator activity; calcium ion binding
Source: RefSeq, a predicted model, not a curated record
CUCACUCAACUCCAUCACAUCCACUUCUCUCCUGCGGACUCAGGAUUUCUUUUGUAAAGGAGCACUGCGGUUUAUUCACACGUCUUGCAGAAUAACCAGCAUCGGUUACGGCUCAAAGCUCUCGGGCACAGUUUGUGAGUUUUAAGUUGAAUCUCGUUUCAUUCAAUGGGUCCGUCUGUACUGCUGCUGUGCACUCUGUUCGGAGUUCUCCAUGGCCAAGGAACCAAUCAGAUUUCAAUGGAGGACUGCUGUAAAGAUGGUCAGAAGCGUGGUAAUGAUAAUGAAGAUUGUGCAUCCCUCCCUCUUAUCUCUGAGUCAACCACAUGCAGGAUCGUACAGGAGCAGUGCUGUGUAACAGUGCUUGAGGAUAAAAUGUGCACCACUGGUAUCAACAUGGCCAAAGAUCAAGGAGCCUGCGAUUCUUUGUUCACCAGCACCUGCGAGACCAAGACUACAAAGAUGUGCUGUGACUGCUGUCUUCUGGGUAAGACAGCCCAGGAGCAGGGCCUACCCUGUGACCACAACCUGUCCGUGGGAUACCAGUGUGGCCUGGUGUCCCGGGCCUGCUGCGUGGAUGGAGCCCCAGACAACCAAACCACACAUUUAGGACAAAUUGAACUGGUGAACAAGGAUGAAUCCACUGAAAAUGGAGAAAAUUCAGUAUUAAGUGAUCUCUGCAAAGGGAAAUGUGCUCAUCUGUGUGUGGGCAAUGACACUUGUGCCUGCCUCAAAGGCUACAAACUCAAACCAGAUGGAAAGAGCUGUGAGGAUAUCAACGAGUGUUUGCUGGGUGCCAGCAACUGUCGGGGAGGAGAGCGUUGUAUCAACACAGUGGGCUCAUUCCGUUGUCAGAGAGAGGUCAGCUGUGGGACUGGCUAUGAACUCACUGACAACAACAAUUGCAAAGAUAUUGAUGAGUGUGAGACCGGUAUCCACAACUGUGGCACAGAGUUUGAGUGUCAAAACACACAGGGGUCGUUCCGUUGUGUCCCUAAGGUCAAGUGUGGUGCCGGCUUUAUCCAGGAUGCCCUCGGCAGCUGCAUUGAUAUCAAUGAAUGUGUUACGCAGACAAGCCCAUGCCACCGAGGGCAGCUCUGUAUCAACACAGUUGGCUCCUACACCUGCCAGAGGAACUCUGUUAACUGUGGUCGAGGAUACCACCUCAAUGAAGAUGGCACACGCUGUGUUGAUAUUGAUGAGUGUAAGGGCCCUGAAGUCGUCUGUGCAGGUCAUGGUUGUAUCAACAUGCUGGGCUCUUACCGCUGUGAGUGUGAGACUGGCUACAACUUCAACAGCUUCAGUCGAGUUUGUGAGGAUAUUAAUGAAUGCAGGCACUACCCUGGUCGCCUGUGUGCCCAUAAGUGUGAGAACUCUUUGGGAUCCUACAAGUGUAGCUGCACCACUGGCUUCAAGCUAGCCGGUGAUGGCAGGAAUUGUGACGAUUUAAAUGAGUGUGACAGCAACCCAUGCAGUCAAGAGUGUGCCAACGUGUAUGGUUCCUACCAGUGUUACUGUCGCCGUGGCUACCAGCUCAAUGACAUAGAUGGCAUGACUUGUGAAGAUAUAGAUGAGUGUGCCCUGCCCACUGGAGGUCAUAUUUGCUCCUAUCGCUGUCACAACACCCCUGGCAGCUUCUACUGUUCCUGUCCCGUCAGUGGCUACACCUUGGCACCCAAUGGGCGCAGCUGUCAAGAUAUUGAUGAAUGCGUGACGGGAACACACACAUGCACAGAGAAUCAGAGCUGCUUUAAUGUACAGGGAGGAUUCAGAUGCCUGUCCUUUGAGUGUCCAAACAACUACCGGCGCGUUGGAGAGACUCGAUGUGAACGCUUGCUUUGCAAUGAGUCUGUCGAGUGCCUGGCCAUGCCCCUGAGAAUAACCUUCUACUACCUCACCUUCCCCACCAACAUCCCCAUCUUCACCAACAUCUUCCGCAUGGGCCCCACCCACACCGUGGUCGGAGAUGACAUCCAGAUUGCUAUCACCACUGGCAACGAGGGUGGUUUCUUCCAGACGGAGCGUGUGCCCACCGGCGGGGUGAUGUCAGUGGCAAAGCUCAUCAACAAGCCACAGGACUUUGAGCUGUCUCUGGAGCUGAGGCUGCGUCGCUAUGGCACGCUCAGCAUAUACAUGGCUAAAGUUUUGGUGUUUGUUACCCAGGAGGAGCCCAGAGUACCUUACAAUCCCCUACUAGAAUAAACACAAGAGUUAUGUAGGGUUACACAAGUUACUACACAAUGAAAGGAUGUUUCAUUUUAAAUGCAUUGUCUCAUUGAGAAGACAGAAAAAGUUGAUCCUCACAACGCAAAAUGCAUGCAAGAUGCGCAUAUAGUAUGUUCAUAGCAAAGCAUGGUGAAGACUACUAUAUGUUGUAAAUUAUAAAUGAUUGCAGAUCAUACUACAUAGAUUAGGUACAUAUAAAUGGAAUAAAUUGAAUAUUAUAAAAACAAAAUUUUUCUCUAUAAACAAAAAUCAUUAAUGUUUCUUUCAUUCAUGGAAUGAUGCGAUUCGAAAUGUCGGUAAACUGUAUUGGCUAAUGGGCUGAUUAUCCAGGUUGGGCGCCAACCAUUGUGGGACCCCUGUUCAUUAUUCUGUCUUCUUUAAAGAAACAAAUUUAUUUCAUAAUAUGGAUUUUAAAAAAGCCCAUUUCAGUUGAUAUCUUUAUUGAGUGCUGUGUAUUCUUAAAGUAAAACUUUGAUAUUUUGGGAAAUAGAUGAGGAGCUUCACACCACUCUAGUACCUAUAUAUAAGUAGAAGUAUGAAGCUACCCCCAGCAGCUGAUUAACUUAGCUUUGCAUAAAGACUGGAAACAGAGGGAAACAGCAAGCCUGGCUCUGUCCAAAGAUAACAAGAUCAGUCAACAUAGCACCUCUAUAUUUCUCUGAUUAACAUUUUGUAUCUUGUUUGUUUUAUCUGUACAAAAAAAGUGUUAAAACAGCAAGCUUGGGGGUUAUGUUCCGCACUAUUCAUUGGCCAGGUAUAGUGAUGACAAGACCCCAGGAGGUGUCUUUGGGAUGAUAUCAAUCCACUCAUCUAAAUCUCAGCAAGAAAUUUUAAACUAUCCCUUUAAAAUGUUUUUCAAUUGAUCCAACUCUGACAAACAGUGAGUCUGGGGCUUUGAGGGUCACUGGUGGUCCAGGACCAUGGUGCAGCUGCCCUCUUUAUCCUAUCGAUUAUCCAGCCACGUCUCUACUACAUCACUUUCUUUUGUGAUAAAUUAACACAAAAUGACUUUGUGUGACACUAAAUGCCCGUUUAAGAUGACACAUGCUUUUUUAAGAGUAGAUAUAAAAAAAUACAAAAUCAGAAGAAAGUACCACAGUUCUAGUAGCACUUUGAAUAAUCAAAUUUUUAAUACUAGAAUUAAGGAUCAUUAUUCAGCUUUAUAAAUUAGGUCCAGUUAAAUGUAUCUUCUUGGAGGUAAGGCAUUGUGAUAGCCGCUAGGUGGCGUUCUAGGUCAGUGUAAAUCAUAAAAUAGUAGCAUAGCAAGUCUGCCUACAACUGAGUGUAAUUUGAUAAUGGUUGCAUGAUAAAGUCUGACAUUUUACAGUAUUUUAUGGUUUAUGUGUUGGAUGAACAGUUUUCUAUUAAAAUUGAAAUAGAAAUAACA